ACAGCGCCAUCUUUUGUUUCAUGAACCAACAAUUUUCGGCUGCUGAUGAUAUUUGCUGAUGAUGCGACUCGGGUCAGCUGUGGCUGUGAAUGUUGGCCGUUUAUACUUGUUGAGUCUUUCCUGGCUAACGUGAAUUUAACAAACAACUUUUUGACAAAGGUUCAGACCAAGGUACUGUCGAUCAUUAUUGCAACAAAGCUGACUGCAAGUUUGUAGCUGGACUGUGUCUGUGGUUAAAACAAAAAUGGUCGCUUCCGUUCGACGAGCUUUGAGACGGGCAAAGAGUUUAUCGUCUCACUGGGUGAUUUGGGCCCGGAACACCGCGGUGAAGGUCGUGCUGCUCACCGUUCUAACAACUUUUCAGCUAUGGCUUGCAUUCUUCAUGUAUGGGACAUUUUAUUAUGCUUAUAUGCCGACGGAAUUGCACACGAAACCAGUUUACUUUGAUUUUGGUUUAUGUGAUCGUUUUGAUGGAAGUGUGGCAUGCCCUUUCCCUCAGACAAACAUCAGUCUUGUAAAUCAUCCCGUCCAAGAGAGGUUAUUCAUGCCAGGACAGAGGUAUCAUAUGUUAUUGGAUAUGGAUAUGCCUCAGUCUCCAGUCAAUGAGGACCUAGGAGUCUUCAUGGUCAAGAUUGAAACUUUUUCAAAAUCCGAUGAAAUUACGUCAAAGUCGUCGAGACCAGCCAUGAUAAGGUACCGUUCCCCUUUCCUCAAAAUGAUCAAUGUUGUGUGUCUUGCACCAUUCUAUUUAACUGGAUAUGCAGAAGAAAAACAGAAUCUACAAGUCAGCCUUAUGGAUGAUUUUAUUGACAAUGCUUACAAACCAACAAUCAAAAUUGGACUUGAGGUGAGAGCUAAAAAGAUCGAACUGUAUGCGGUCGUUCUCAAAGUACAUGCACAGUUUACAGGAUUACGGUACCUGAUGUUCUAUUGGCCGGUAAGUUCAGCCUUAGUCAGUGUCAUCGCCAAUUUCUGUUUCCUGACGGUGUUGUCAAUGAUGAUGUGGCAGCAGUGCGUUGGGUUCUUGAUAGAUGAGCCUAGUCUAGAGGAGAGAGAAGUACCCAACACGUCUGUGCUUACUUAUGAAGAAAGAAGGAGGAUGGCCAGACAGAAUAUGGGAGAGGAAAGAUCAGCAUUGUUCAGAAAUCGUCCAGCCCAUGUGACCAUCAUAGACCCAUUAGAUCCUCAGGCACAGAUCAGUCCAUCACCAUCUAUCAGCCAACCGGGAACCUCUGCCCGUCCAUCGUCCCCCGGAAAGAGCCCUCAGAGGAACAUCCGGAAGAGAUCAUCAAGAACCCCCGGAGACCUGACCGAAGGUAAUGCUCAACUGGAGGCACCUAGCUCAGGGAUCAGUAGCGACGAGUCCAAUCAGAAGGGAGGGGAGCAGAAUGUUGAAACACUCAAAGGUGAUGACAGUUUAUCAGGGUAUUCAGAUGCAACAACAAGUAGCACCAGUGAGGAUCCUCCCCCUGGAUUGGACGAUGAUAAGGAGGAGGUCUACUGUUCAAAGGAAGGGUGUGAGGAGCAGGAGGAUAAAGAUGAAGUCACCGAUGUUAAAGAGAAUGUUGCCGGUCCACAACCAACCUCUGGUAUCCUCAGGAAACGUAGUUACAAGUCAUCUUAACAGUUUCAUUAUUUAUAUAUGCAGAACAAUUUUUUUACUGAUAUGAGUCAGGGGUCACUUCAAGAACUGGCCUGUGCCAUCACAGCUGUUUGAAACCGGUGUUUCAGCUUUAAAUUGGUUCCAAUACUUUGUUUGCUUAUGAAUAAAUGACAUGGCUGUCAUUUAACUUAAAAAGAAAUGUAAUGAGUGAUGAAUUCAAUUUUGAUGUGCUUUGAGUGUUUGGAUCUCAUGGCGCUUUUUCUAAAGUACAGAUAUUGGGUUUGGCCAGUGGAAAAAAACAGUAUUGUAGAUUCAUCCUAAGUCAGUUGUGCUAUACACAGUUAUCAGGUUUUGUUUUCAUUCCAAAUAAUCCUUCAAGUUAUCUGUAAUGCUUUAUUGAAUUGAAGACUUGGUUAAGUCAUCUUUUAUUGUGAACAGUAUUGCUUAUACCUAUAUAAAAAAAUACAUAUAUUUCUGAUAAGCUGUUGUACCCAGUGCUUGCCAUAUCACUGUAGAAGAAACAGAGUGAAGGAUUGCAUUGGGUAACUAGGUGAUAAUCUGUGCAUCCCGGCCCUUUCUUACAAAUAGUUGUUACUGCAACUAUGGUAAUCCACAUAUGUCAUAAUUUUUCAUAAAGGAAAUUUGCAUAUUGUCUCCUUACAAACACUGAGGAACACACUUAAUUGUCAUUACAAUUGUGCAUACAUGAAUAUAAAUUAAAAAAAAAAAACACUUUGAACGGACACAUAUGCAUUUUAGAUGUUGGGAUUGCUGGCUUUCCAUAGUUGUGGUUGAUCAGAUCAAUCACAUCUCUUUGUAAGACGGCACCAAUGACAGAGAAGUAGAAGAAUGCAGUCAUACAAACAGUAAGAUGUCAAACCGGCUUUGUAAUGAAAGGGUGAGUUCUGAGAAUGAAUGACUGUAUGUUGACCACCUGUAAGCCUAAUGCAGACACGGUGACAUCCUACAAUAAAACACAAAUUUGAAGUCGAAUCCUUAAUAUAAUCGAGUCAUCAUAUUGUUUCUAAAUUAGGUAUGGGGGCAUCGUGGUCGUGUGGAUAUGACUCGUUUUAAUCUGAGGGACAUGGGUUCGAUUCCAAGUCAUUUUGUGUUUUCCUUCAGCAAGAAAUUUACCCACAUUGUGCUGCACUCAACCCAGGUGAGGUGAAUGGGUACCCAGUGGGAAGAAAUUUGUUGUACACGUAUGCUUGAGUGCUCGAUUAGGGUAGCCGUGCUAAAGCCAGGGUAAUAAUAUGUUAAGCAGGGCUCGCUCAUUUUCAGAACUGAAGAGGCUACACUGGAUAAAAAUGACAUUGUUAUUAUUAGUAUUGUUUAAUAAAAAUGAACUUCAUGGUGUAACUAGCAUAAUCAAAGUCCCUAGGUUUCUCUGCAAUAUAGAAAACAUGCCAACACAAUUUGAUUACCAAAUGCACUUGCACAAAAAAAAUCAUGAAACUAAAACAAAAUCCAAUAAUGCAUUAGUGUAAAAUCUUUGGCUCAAUCAUGUUAAGAGUGUUUAUUAUGUCCGUUUACUAUUGUGCCAUACCAGGGGCGGAGACAGGAUUUCCCAAAAGGGGGGGGGGGGGCAUUUUCCACGAGGAAAAAUUUGCAAGCAAAAAUAAAAAAGGUUUUUAACAAAAACUUAAGGGUAUUUUGCCACGAAAAAAUUUGACAAGCAAUGGUCCUCACUUUCAAGGGGGGGGGGGGCACAUUUCUCUUUUAAUGGCAUUUUCACAUUACAAAUUUUAAUUGUGCUUCUUAUAGGGGGGGGGGGCAUGGGCCAGCUUUGCCCCCCCCCCCCCCCUGGAUCCGCCAGUGUGCCAUACACUUCAUUAGACACCCAUGUGAAAGAACACUUUAUGUUCAACAGGUGCUCUAUAUUUACAAUUGCUUUAUCAUACAUUUUAUACAUGUCAUAAAAAACACAGCACAUCAGAUUUGCAAUUUAGAAUAAUAAUAAUAGCUGGAUUUAUAAAGUGCUUUUUGCCAGAGGAUACAAAGCGCUGCUAUUAUUACCCCGGCUUUAGCUCGAGCUACCAUCACCGGCGCUCAGUGCAUGCAAGGAAUUACUCCUGCCCCGGGUACCCAUUCACCUCACCUGGGUUGAGUGCAGCACAGUGUGGAUAAAUCUCUUGCUGGAGGAAAACACGCCAUGGCUAGGAUUCGAACCCACGACCCUCUGUUUCAAAGGCAAGAGUCAGAACCACUAGACCACGAUGCACCCAUAGAAAACAGUAAGCUGGAGACUCUAUAGGGAUACUUCAUGGGGGCGUUGCAGGAAACUCAGUCAUUUUGCAAGUCAAAUUUUGAGCUUCAAAAUUGAUCACAAGUCUGGCAAUUAAUUGCAAUUUUUUUAUUUGAUUGCUGGUCUGCCUCUUCCAACAAGAAGUAAAUAUCAAUUUCUUAUAUUUAAUUGCAAAAUAACACCAGAAAUAUGCAAUUAAUUACAUAUAUUUCCUUGCAACACCCCUCAGUGCACAGAUGUUAGCAUGAUGAUAGCAGAGCAUUAUAUGUUCAUAUUGUUCAUAUUCGACACCAAAGAUUGAUACAAUAAAAUAGACAUUGUUCCAAGUUUUUUUAUUUUUUUAUGUGAUGUUCACUACUGAUGGUAUGUAGUACUUAAAGGGGGGGGGGGGUUCAUCAAGUUGGUUUUAAUAAAAGCAGACAAAUUUGAGAAAAUAUAAGAGAAGGUUUGAUGAAAAACCAUCAUUAUUCUUUUACAGGUUUUCAUCCAACUUUCACUUUUCUGUAAUUUUUCUGCUUUUAUUAAAAUCAACUAUAUCAUUGAGGUGUACUUCCCCUGUAUAAUACAUCUUAUUUUUUCCAUUUUACAACAUCAGUACAGCAAGUAAUUGUAUAUGUGCAGGCACCUUCAAAUAAAUAGUGAAAUAUGUUGUAUACAGGG
Lytechinus pictus (painted urchin) is the source of this 4508-nucleotide messenger RNA. Its product is annotated as seipin-like. Lineage: Eukaryota; Metazoa; Echinodermata; Echinoidea; Temnopleuroida; Toxopneustidae. Gene Ontology annotation, biological process: lipid droplet organization; lipid storage. The transcript is spliced from 8 exons. Bases 245 to 1624 code for a protein of 459 amino acids. The record is from RefSeq and is a predicted model, not a curated record. Gene Ontology annotation, cellular component: endoplasmic reticulum membrane.